AUGAGCUACCUCAAGUGGGAUGCAGCAGUCCCAACGACAUCCGCAAAACAAGUAUUUGACCCAUGGAAGCCCGGAUUUUUGGAUAUUCAUCAUCUCUACGUGGGAAGCAGUGUCUCCACGUUUAUCAUUUUGCCAGAUUCCACCACGCUGCUUAUCGAUGCGGGACAAGUCAACCUGGAAAAACAACGCCAAUGGUGGAAAUCACUGGGACCGCCCUAUGACAAGCUAAAGGCACUGGAUCCAGUUCCAAUUGCUUCCAAGAGUCCCUCCGAAUGGAUAUUUGACUACAUGACGGAAUUUUGGCCUUCUUCCAAGCAACGACACAACCGAACCUUGGAUUAUCUCCUCGCGACGCAUUUUCAUUCGGAUCAUUUUGGAGAACCAAACAACAACAACAAUUUGUCAGCCGUAUCGCUGUCAGGGAUUCCUUGGAUUGCCAGCCAAUUGCCCAUUGGCAAGCUCGUGGAUCGAGGAUACCCUCAGUACGAUUUCCCAAAGGACUUGAGGUCCGCGGGAGAUGACAACACGAAACAUUAUAUCGACUUUGUGGAUACUACUAUUGCUACAAAGCAGUCCAAAAUAUCCAUGGAGCAGUUUCAAGUGGGAAGCAAGACACAAAUUCGACCUCUGCACGGACAACAGCAAGAGGAUCUUGUCAUUCAAGUCAUUAAAAACAACAAUCUGGUGGUGCAAAAUAAUGAUAAUGACGAAGCAACAACAACAAUAGCACAGAUUAACGGAACGUUUCUCGAUGAACACGGACAAUGGAACGAAAACGCCCUGAGUGCUGCUUUUGUUAUUCAAUAUGGGGAUUUCCGGUAUUACGAAGGGGCAGAUCAAGAAGUGGUACGCGAAAAGCACGGUAAUACUAUCCUGUUGGACACGAUUGGACCCACGGCCCGAGCGGCUGGUGCCGUCGAUGUGGCGAGCUUGAAUCAUCAUGGACAUGGUGUGACUGCAGAGUUUGUCGACGUGAUGGAUCCACCCGUGGUGGUUCUUCAGGGGUGGUGCUCGGAUCAACCCAAAAGUGAGAGUGUGCGACUGCUGCAAUCUCCGAGUCGUCAGAUAUUUGCCACCCACGUAUUUCCCGAACGAUUGAAUGCCAUGGGACCAGAGUUGGCGAGACUCUUUGCUUCCACUUGGGGGCACGUUGUAGUUCGAGUCCAUCCUCCUGCUGCCGACGAUCCGCAACAACCGCAAACAUAUGAAAUUUUCGUGUUGGAUGGACAGCGACAGUUGAAAUCAUAUCAUGGUCCUUACACUCCCAGGAAAAAGAAGCAUUGA
Molecule: messenger RNA, 1284 nt
Organism: Seminavis robusta
Lineage: Eukaryota; Bacillariophyta; Bacillariophyceae; Naviculales; Naviculaceae
Source: the annotation of a GenBank genome assembly